This is a messenger RNA of Porites evermanni, 2157 nucleotides long. The record is from the annotation of a GenBank genome assembly. NCBI's taxonomy places the organism in Eukaryota, Metazoa, Cnidaria, Anthozoa, Scleractinia, Poritidae.
AUGUUUCUUCUCAGAUUCAAGUUACGCAAACUAAGGCGUCGUUGUCGAGUAAUCCCUCGGCAAUAUCCAACCUUUUUGGCCUUAUUUAUUUUCUACGUGUAUUCUAUAAGCAACUGGAUGCCUGAAUUUACCACAAGUAACGUUCCGCUUUUGGAUGUGGUCAUGUCCACACGAAGGAUCAACUUGUCUUUGACGGAGCCGUGUCCUACCAACACGCGGGCUACAUGCGAGGGCUGUGUGCCCUGUCCUUCAGAGAUGUUUAGACUUCCCGGAUGGAAAGACUGUAUUCCUUGGUUGAACUGCUCUGAAAUAGCAGUUCAAGUUCAUCUCAGGAGGCGAUUUACUCAUGGAGUGACUAAACGCGUUUGGCGCGCGGAAUGGAAUGGAUACGACGUUGUUUUAAUUAAAUGCUCAUCCCGAAAGAGUAAAAGAGAAAACUGUGUAAAAGGAUUGACUAAUUUGAAGCUCAUUCAGGGAGAAUUUGCAACUCGAGUCAUUGGCAAUUGUCCAGAGAAGUUCCAGGUACCUAAUGCUCGCCGAGUAUUUAAUUUGUAAUGGUGAUUUAUACCGAGUGAAACUAAUAAUUAUAAAUCACAAUCAUCAUCGUUCGAAACGCGCACGAUCGAUAACACUUUUGGCCCCGCUGUCGAAACUCUCAUUCUCAAAACACAGCUCUUUAUAUAACGGCAAUUAAAUAGAUUUUUUCAUUUAAUGAAAGCUUAUCAACGUGCAGCAUUUUUUUAUUGAGUUAUAAGUAAAAAAUUAGCUGUCUUGAACCCGUUCCAUGUUUCUCCCUUACUUUUUUCACACUUGCAUAUUUAAUUUUCCCCCCGGACCAACCUGUUUCCAGCUAAGGUGUUAAUUUCAUGCGCGUUAUUUUAACAUUUGAUCACUCAAGUUGUUUUAAAGGUUGUAGUCUGAAUUUUUACUUCUUUUUGUCUACAACACACUUCUGUCUAGAUAAGUAAGAUUAUCGUCUUGGUUGUAAAUUCUGUCGGAAGCGUCUUGCUAAGUAGACUUGCCUCACCUCUCGAAUCCGCUAGGCGUUAUUAUUCUUCAUUGAACAACAAGUUUGCGGCCGGGUAAAGAUCUGGCACCAAGUACAAAAUCGUCUCUUGAGUGGAGUUUAGACAUAUACAAUGUAUAUUGCAAAGCAUCAGGGGCGGAUCCAGGAUUUUUUUUAAGAGGGGGUGCACUCGUCUCUUGCUCUUCUUCAACACCAAUAGGCCACGUGGUUUUUUUUUUUUUUGCAGAAUACCAGUUGUAUUAGAAAACCGCAGGUCUUCUCAGGGGAGGGUGCGCACCCCCUGCACCCUCCCCCUAGAUCCGCCCCUGAGCAUUGUUUCUUAACAAUAACCUACGGUUAUAGAACAAUAAUUGAGGUACAAGUUUAUUGAAUCAAAUUUAUUUAGAUGUAGUUAGCCGGAAUUCUAUUCAGUUGGAAACCUAUUUUUUUAGGCAAAGAAUUCAGUCAUCUUCAUUGUUUUAGUUUCUUUCUUUGCUUCUUUUUUUUCAUUUUUGCAGAUGGUCACGAUGUACUACAAGCAUGGCACGCUAAGGUUCCUAGACAAGCUCUUGCGUCGUCCCGAGCUAUUUCAUUACAACAAUAUACAAACAAGAUUUCAGCUGUGUGUGGAUUAUGUCAGGGUUUUGGCGUACCUACACAACAGUCCAAUCGGAGUUCGUGUAAUGUGUGAUACACCAUUCCUCGAAAAAUUACUCGAUCAAUAUUUGAUAACAGACGACUUUCACCUGGUUGUCAAUGACGUGGAUGGAUUAGAAGAAGUAACAAAAAAAGGAGCAUGCCACAAAAGACCUGCUAAUGAUUCACUUCAGUCACGAAUGGAAAUGGAGAGUCAGGGAUUGCCAACUGCGACAGAACCACUUAAUUUUCAAUUGAGACCAGCAUACGAUGAAAAAAUUGACAUCUGGAAAAUUCCUUGGGUCGUGGAAAAGUUACUUGGUAGUGUAAAAUGGAGCAGUUUUGCAAAAAGUGAGCUUCAAGAAAUCAUGGAAAAGUGCCAUGCAGUUGAUCCUCGGCAAAGGCCUUCUGCGAGUGAGGUACUACAGGAGAUGUUGAGAGUCCAGGAAUUACUGUCAUUUUGGAAGUAUUCGUCACUGGACGUUGAGGAUCAACUUAAUAUGAGUCAAAACUGA